CUCAUUAAUUGCGCUUUACUUGCGUGUCUAUAUAUAGGGAAAGUUACAUCACUCCCCCUUCUCUUCAGACUCGAGAACUUCAUGGCGGGAAGCGAUUCACAGAAGCAACUCCUAACUUUGAUUCGCGACUUCACCACAGAGAAAUCUCAUGGAGAGAGAAGGAUUGUGAAUCAGAAGAAACGGAUUGAAGAACUAAGAUCUGAGCUGGAUGCAGCAAAUGCAGAGCUGGAGGAGGUGAAGCGUGACAGAGAGACCACGGAACAACAGCUCAAAGGCUAUGAAGUUGAAUUAUCCAUGACCGAUGCCUCACUUCAAGCGUUAGAGGCGAGGAUCGCUCUCACUAACUCUGAUGUUUCAGCACUUGGUGCUAAAUUGGCGGAACUCAAGAAUGAAGAGAACUCCGUGCGAGAUGGAUUUAUUGGACAAAUGCUUGAGCUAAAUGCAGAGAUAAGGAAAUUUCAAGAGCUAAUAGCCUCCUCUUCAAAUGUUGAUAAAAUUUCUCAGGCGACUCUAACCGAAGCAGGAUCCUUAAACACAGACAAGCAAGGUGGCGAACAAGCCAGAUUGGUUCUUAAGAAUGAACUUGCUCAAAUGAUCUUGCAUAGUGACCAGGAGGAACAACAGUACAAAGCUGAAAAAGAGAUUCACAGCAUGGUUCAAGAAGAGCUUAAUAAUUUGAAAAGGAAAACAAUGCUUCUGGAGUCGGUUAUGAAAGAAAGCAUGGAAUUGCAGGAUUUGAGGAGAUAUCCUUUAAGUUUUGUCUGUUGUUUUUCAACAUGUUGAUCGUUGAAUUGGAAAACAGAACCCGCCCCUCAGGCCUAUAUCCUGCAUUAGUUGAAGCCUUUUGAGACAUUAUCAGGUUCAACUUAUUGGGUGAGUGGUUUCAACCAACUCAGCCUUGAUCUAGUUAAGUUUGGAAAUUCUUACAGACGAAAGAAAAGGUUAGCCUCUUAGCUUCUAGAAAUACAAAAGAGAAAUUGAUGCAUAAUUUGUAGAUUGUGAUUUUAAGCCUCUUCGCUUCUAGAAAUACAACACAGAAGUUUGAUGCAUAAUUAGUAGUUUGUAAUUUUACGUCGCUGAUAUUGUGUUUAAGAUAGUGUAUAUGAGGUUGUUGCUGCCUUUGUAGUUUAUUAAAUUGAUUCCUAAGGUGUAUAAAACUGUACAUAGUCUGUCUUACCCAAGCACUUUUGCAUUGUAGUCCAAUUUUCUGGAUUGUAGUUCUAUCUGAAACACCAUUUAGUCAACACUCAUAAGAAAGAUCUAAUUCCUUUUUAUUUUCAGAGAUUACAUUGCCUGUUAUAAUUAUUCACUGAUAACUUUGAUAAUCAACUCAUCAUAAUUAUACUGCUGGGCAAUUUUGCACGAGGAUGGAACACCCUCCAUUUACCAUAAUUUGCCUUGACCGGAAACAAGCAGACUUCAGAACUGGAAGAAAAGUGUGCUGCUUUUGGUGACGAGCUACAAAAGAGAUUUUUAUGCCCACGCUGUAAUCAAGAUAAUUCAGCGGAACUUGGUGAAACUAUUCAGCCAAGUGAUGGAAGCUAACUCUUGUAAGUAGUUAAAUUUCAAACUUCUCAAACUUAGUUUUCUUAAUAUACUCCAAUAAUGCAAAUUCAAAGAGGCAAAUCACAUCCAUAAGGGCACAGACACCUGUAAUCAUAUGAUCUAUAUUGCAAUAGUCAAUAUACUUGCAUCA
This is a messenger RNA of Salvia miltiorrhiza (redroot sage), 1696 nucleotides long. RefSeq lists its product as uncharacterized. NCBI's taxonomy places the organism in Eukaryota, Viridiplantae, Streptophyta, Magnoliopsida, Lamiales, Lamiaceae. The transcript has 8 exons. Bases 82 to 783 code for a protein of 233 amino acids. The record is from RefSeq and is a predicted model, not a curated record.